Messenger RNA from Sclerotinia sclerotiorum 1980 UF-70, 1920 nucleotides. RefSeq lists its product as hypothetical. The coding region runs from base 1 to 1920 and encodes 639 amino acids. Gene Ontology annotation, molecular function: transmembrane transporter activity. The transcript has 3 exons. Gene Ontology annotation, biological process: transmembrane transport. NCBI's taxonomy places the organism in Eukaryota, Fungi, Ascomycota, Leotiomycetes, Helotiales, Sclerotiniaceae. The record is from RefSeq and is a predicted model, not a curated record.
AUGGCAGUUGCACCAGGUGCUACCUCAGCAGAGACAACCGCUAUCAACCCAACAGUUGCAUCACAACAAAUCCCUAGAGAAUCAUCCUCACAUCAUCCUACCUCGCCCAAUUCCCUCGCAUCCACAGUCGCCACCCCAGGAGAUAGCGAAAAGGACAUCAUCGAAACCGAGAACCAUAUCACGAAUGAAAGUAGCAUCGACCUACCCAAAAGCAAAGAACCAUCCUCAUCCAGAGAUGUCGCCACAAAUGCAAAUACCGCGGCUCCUCCUGGGCCCUCACCUCAAGAUCCAGAGGCUUCGCGCACGAAAUUGGAAACGACUAUUAUUAUGAUAUCGCUUUGCGCGGCGGUAUUUCUAGCUGCUCUCGAUGUCUCCAUUAUUACUACAGCUCUCCCUACCAUUUCCGAACAUUUUCAUUCGAAUGCUGGAUACACUUGGAUAGGAUCGGCCUACUUACUUGCCAACGCUGCUAGUACUCCCUGCUGGGGAAAAUUCUCAGAUAUAUGGGGACGGAAACCGAUCUUGUUAAUUGCAGCGGGGGUAUUCUUCGUAGGGAGUUUAUUGGCGGCAUUGAGUGUUAGUAUUGGGAUGUUGAUUGUGGCGAGAGCGAUACAGGGAAUUGGCGGUGGAGGAGUGAUUAUUUUGGUUAAUAUUUGUGUUAGUGAUUUGUUCAGUAUGAGAAAGAGGGGAGCAUAUUUUGGAUUGAUAGGUAUGACUUGGGCCUUUGCUAGUGCCAUUGGUCCUUUGUUGGGAGGUGCAUUCACUCAGAAAGUUAGCUGGAGAUGGUGUUUUUAUAUCAAUUUACCAGUUACCGGAACAGUUGCAAUAGCACUAUUUUUCUUCCUUCAUCUCGACAAUCCAAAAACUCCAAUAUGGGAUGGAUUAAAGGCGGUGGAUUGGCUUGGAAGCUUACUUAUUAUUGGUGGUACACUCAUGGUUCUUCUCGGACUCGAAUUUGGAGGCGUCACAAAGCCAUGGGAUUCGGCUACCGUCAUCUGUCUCAUAAUUUUUGGAAUACUCGUUGCAGGACUCUUUGUGAUCAACGAAUGGAAAUUCGCUCGAUAUCCACUCAUGCCUCUUCGACUGUUUAAACAUCCUUCUAAUGUUGCAGCUUUGGGGGUCUGUUUCUGUCAUGGAUUCGUCUUCAUUUCAGCUUCUUAUUACCUUCCGCUUUAUUUUCAAGCAGUUCUUGGAGCUACUCCUCUACUUUCCGGUGUUUAUCUACUACCGUUCGCUCUUUCAUUGUCUUUGACAUCGGCGUCAACAGGUGUAUUUAUCAAGAAAACCGGCAAAUACCUUCCACCUAUUUAUUUCGGUCUCACGGUUAUGACUCUUGGAUUCGGUCUAUUUAUUAAUAUCCCACGUACCGAGAAUUGGUCCAAGAUCAUCAUUUAUCAAAUCGUCGCUGGUAUAGGUGUCGGACCAAACUUUCAAUCUCCACUUAUUGCCCUACAAAGCUUGGUUAAGAGAGCAGAUAUUGCAACAGCAACCGCCACAUUUGGAUUCACGAGGAAUUUGAGCACAAGUAUUAGUGUGGUGGUAGGAAGUGUGGUAUUUCAAAAUGAAAUGCAAAAGAGAAGUGCGGAAUUGGCUACAGCUCUAGGAAGUAGUGUUGCUUCAGAACUGAGUGGUGGAAGUGCGGGUGCUAGUGUGGAUAUUGUUAAAGGAUUACCUGCUCCUGGAAGAGAAGUUGCCAGAAAUGCGUAUUGGGAAAGUUUAAGAAUUAUGUGGAUCAUAUAUGUAGCAUUUGCAGCAUUGGGCUUAGCAAUUAGUUUUGCAGUAGGUCAACAUGUACUCAGUAAAGAACAUGAAGUUACGAAAGUAGGAUUGGAAGAACAAGAGAGAUUAAGGUUAGAAGCUAAGCGGGCGAAGAAAGGCGAAGGAUGCAGAAGCUGGAGGACAAGUUAUACAAGGGAAUAG